Batrachochytrium dendrobatidis JAM81 is the source of this 2928-nucleotide messenger RNA. RefSeq lists its product as uncharacterized. The record is from RefSeq and is a predicted model, not a curated record. Gene Ontology annotation, cellular component: nucleus; CAF-1 complex. Bases 1 to 2928 code for a protein of 975 amino acids. The transcript is spliced from 20 exons. NCBI's taxonomy places the organism in Eukaryota, Fungi, Chytridiomycota, Chytridiomycetes, Rhizophydiales. Gene Ontology annotation, biological process: nucleosome assembly.
AUGCUCGGAUCUAUGCAUGAAGAUGGUUCUACUAAUCAUGAUAUCUCCAUGAGUUCAUCUAAUAACACUGCUGCUUCGAUACCUUUAACAAAUACUACUAUUAUGGACUCUUUAAACAAACAUCCUCAGUCACUCGACGACUCUGCGCUUUCUGCUGCAUCCACUCUGAUUGAGCAACCCAUUACAAAUGUAUCAACUCCACAAAAGUCUUCUCAGCUUCCAUGUGUCGAGUUCCAAAAGCUGCUGGACAUUCGCAAAAACAAAAUCGACUUUAAAGAGAAACCUAUGCAUUUAUCCAAGCAUCCAUAUACUAUUUUAGAAUUGGCAAAAUUCUUUGCUUUUAGAACGGAUCCUACCAAUAUUUUAAAUUCGCAAUCAACUACAUUCGAUUCAUUGAUUGCCAUGCUUAUCCAAGACUCGUCUUUCACUUUGCAUCAUCUUUUAAAAACCGUCACUGAUCAGCUUUGUCCGAUUACAUUUGAAAAUCAGUCAACAACCAGAGAGGUGUCAAUGGUCAAAGCAUGGCUAGAAUCUUGCAUUGUACGAAUUGCGUCUCGUAAUAACUACGGGUUUCAACUGGAUAAUGGAGAAACUCCAUUAUCGGUAUCUGUUUUUCGAUGGGAAGUCAAACAUCUGGAUCUUUUUCAACCAGAAAUCCGCAAACUUAUUGAAACAAGAAUGGCAGCUCGUGAUACUGCGUGUAAAGCCAUGAAAAAGUAUAUUCAAGACUUGUCUCCUGAUGCACGCGCUAGUUUAUUUUCCAUGACUCCUGGAACUAAACGUAAAGCUGAUGGCGCAGAGAUUCGAUCUUCCUCCAAAGAGGCCAAAAUCAAGGAAAAGGAAUCUAGAGAUAUAGAGCGACAACGUAAAGAAAAUGAAAAGGCUGCUGAAAAACAACGCAAAGAAAAUGAAAAGGCUAUUGAAAAACAGCGCAAGGAAGACGAAAAGGCAUUGGAACGAGCAGCUAAAAAGUGCAAAAAGGAUGCCGAACGAAAAGCUUCCAAGGAAGCCAAAGAGUUGAAUGAAGUCAAGGAAGUGGAAGAACGAGAGAAAAAAAAGAAUGCUACUCCUGGCCAAAAAACGCUUGCUGGGUUUGUGUUUAGUGUGUCCAAGGAAAAAAAAGAAACUGUAGGAGGCUCAAUAGCUUGUGAAUAUGCAGACUAUAUGUCAUACUUUCAACCAUUUCACGUAAAGGAAACUGUUACUGUAUCAUCAAUUCAUCCAUUAGAGCAUGUAAAGCCGUUUCCUAUUGGUCUCACUUUUCCAGAAAUAGACAUCAACUCGUGCAUAUUAGAUUUUAAGUUAUUUUGCAGCAACAAGUCAAAAAUACACUCAGUGAGGAGGUUUCCGCGUAAUUUGGAUUUGGCAGAUGAUGGUAAUAUUUUACUUCAAUCACGCACAUGGAAACUGAUUGGAUUUGCAGAAAACAUUCGGCCUCCAUAUUUUGGAACAUGGUCCAAAGUAAGCAAGUAUGUGACUGGAAGACGCCCAUUUUGCAACAAGGAACCCACACUUGAAUAUGAUGUGGAUAGCGAGGCUGAGUGGGAGGAAGAUGAGCCGGGCGAAGAACUCAAAUCUGAAGAUGAGGACGAAGACGAAGACAUUACUGCAGAUGAUGAUGAAGACGAGAAUCAAUGGCUCGUUCCUCAUGGAUACCUGUCGGACGAUGAAGGAAUUGAAGAAGACGAUCCUGGUUGUGAUUCAUCUGGUACAAAACCCAAAAUGAAUGGUGAUAAUCCGUCAAAGCGAAAAAACUUGGUGCAUCUUGUUCCAGUGAUCAGCGGACCGCACUUUUCAAACACAAGCGAUCCUCUUCCAGCCACAGAUCCACUUUCCAUGCUAACAGUCGAGAUCAUUGGAGACUAUACAAUACCAAUUGACCCAUAUCAUACUACAGUGGUGCAUACUGAUGAUAUUGUACAAGUCAAAAAAACACCCAAAUCUCAAAAAUCAAUGUUUCCUAAAGAACACUUGCCUGAUCUUAUCCAGUUGGUUUCUGGGCGAGAGGCGCGAAUCGCAGAUCUCGUUGAUGAGUUCAAGGCAUUAGUACCCACUGCGACAAAAGCAGCGAUUGAAAGCAUGAUCCGAUCCAUUGCCAUUCGUAAAAAGGAAAAACAUGAUGCACGUCACAAAUGGUACCUCAUUGAACCCAACUUGUUACCAUUGGAAAGCACGCCAACGAAAUCACCAUUCAAGCAGACUUGUGUGUCUGUUGAAAUACCUGCUCAACCCAUUGCUUCCAUAUUUGAGACCCCAAAGAAAAAAAAGGUUGCUAAGCAAAUGACACUUUUGGAUACGAUCAGUACACCUACCAAGACACCAACUCGUGCAUUUAAACAAACCAUGAGUAAUUCUACGAGUACAAAAAAGAAUUCAACACCGCCUAAAAAUGAGUUGGUAACGGACGCUGAAUCGAUUGUGCUUCCUCUAAAGCGACGCUUUAGUGACUCGUGCCAUAACACUGAGAUGCUAAAUGUAUUGAAAAAAGCGAAUCAGCAGCCCAAUGUGUGUUUAGAACUUCUUUCUUCGGAGAUGUUUUCUCGGCAGGAUGUCAUAGCAGGUUUAUCAUGUGAUUUACUCACAGCACUCAUCAUGAUUGUACUCGAAUUAGCGUCGGUUAUUUCUAAUACGUAUUGGAUAGAUGCUGAAUGGCCAGUUAUCAAGAAUGCAUUGCGAGUAGUCGCGCAUCUGCUUGCAUCGGAGCAUGUACUAUCCAAGACGGCAUACAAGAAGUUUGAGUCAGAUGUGGCCAACAAAUGGAAUUUAUCCAUUGGAAUGUUACUCUCAGAAAUGCAAGUUGAAGCAGCAGGAUAUGCAGCAGCAAUUAUAUCACAAUCCAUACAUGCAUGCCAUGAUCAAUCAGCAGUAAUACGAAUUCAACAAUCAUUAUCGCAGUUUAUCAACCAAUACAAGGCAAGUUUAAAUUGA